ACGAGCAAGACACGCAUGCGCCGUGGUCUCGCUGCUGCAGAUCACUCGCGAAGAGUCGACGGUGCCAAGGAAACACACAUGCAGACAGAAGGGGACCCAGAUUUCCAGAUUGCCGGAGCGUCCUCCAUUCUUGCAAUUCACCACUAUGAAAAAACGCGUUUCGAAUCGAUUUGAAUCGUUCAAUCUGCAAUAGCUAAUGAGUGAGAAACAGAAGAGAAAGAAGGAGUAAAAAAUCUAAGCAUUAAGAAGGGAGGGACAACGCUAGCCACCCACAGGUGUGUCCCGCUCCAGGUGAGGGCGUCGGUCGGGAGCAGCCAUGCCGCUGGUGAAGAGGAGCAUCGAGCCCAGGCACCUGUGCCGGGGGGCCCUGCCAGAGGGGGUGACCAGCGAGCUGGAGUGCGUGACCAACAGCACCCUGGCCGCCAUCAUCAAACAGCUGGGCAGCCUGAGUAGACAUGCUGAAGACAUCUUCGGGGAGCUCUUCAAUGAGGCCAACAGCUUCUACAUGCGCAUGAACAGCCUGCAGGAGAGGGUGGACCUGCUGGCUGUCAAGGUUACCCAGUUAGACUCCACUGUGGAGGAAGUCUCUUUGCAGGACAUCAACAUGAGGAAAGCCUUCAAGAGCUCCACCAUCCAGGACCAGCAGGUGGUCUCCAGAAACUCCAUCCCCAACCCUGUGAUGGAGAUGUACCACCGCUGCGACAAACCCCCGCCUCUCAACAUCCUCAGCCCGUACAGGGACGACAAGAAGGACGGGCUCAAGUUCUACACAGACCCUUCCUACUUCUUCAACCUGUGGAAAGAGAAGAUGCUCCAAGCCACAGAGGACAAAAGGAAGGAGAAGAGACGUCAGAAGGCAGGCGGGCCGGCCCACUCAGACCAGGCUAGGCCCCAGUCCAGAGAGGCCUCACACAGAAGUCCCCUGUGCAGAUCAGAGCAGAAGCAGGUGGAGGACCCGACCCGCGAGGUGAAGAAGGUCCGCAAGGCCCGGAACCGGCGCCAGGAGUGGAACAUGAUGGCCUACGACAAGGAGUUCCGCCCCGACACCCGCUUCACGCCCUCGCCCUACCAUGGCAUGUCCUCAGAGGGCUCCCUUUCACCCGACAACAGGUCGGUGGCGUCAGACGUGGGGGAGCACUCCUACCCCGCCAGCCCUAACCACCCCUCCCAGCAGGUCAGUGGGUCCAGCUCCUAUUCGGCGGCCGAGGGCAAAGAGCUCCUGACCGCUCCCUCCCAGACCCAGUCCCUGGACCGCGUCUACCGCCCCCCCGUCUCCGCGGCGGGCAGACAGGCCAACUCCCUGGGCCGCGUGCAGCCCCCCCACGCCCCCCCGCCCGCCGACCCCGCCCUCAAUGGCCCCCGCCCACAAGCCAUCAAAGACUACAGCGGCCAACAGAUGCCAGAGUACUUCAUCCCGCCUGCGCCCCCCCCACCUCCUCCUCUCAUCCCCUCCGCCCAGACAGCCUUCGACAGCCCCGCCGCCCCUCCCGCCCUGCCCCCCAGCUCGGUUGCCGCCAUGUCCCGCCCCUACAGCCCCUCCCCUCCGCCCCCGGCACCCCCUGCCUCCUACGUCCCCUCCCCCUCCCAUGCUCCCUCCGGCGGCCCGCCGGUGGCCCCGCCGCCGCCCCCGCCCGGCCCCCCGACCCACGCCCCCUCCCCGGCUCAUGCCGCUGCCCCGGCCCCGGGCGAGGCGCCCCCCAGGAAGGGGCAGGUCCCCCUGAUCCCCAUGAGCGACGCCCGCAGCGACCUGCUUGCAGCCAUCCGCAGAGGUAUCCAGCUGCGCAAGGUGCAGGAGCAGCGCGAGCAGGAGGCCAAGAAGGAGCCCGUGGGCAACGAUGUGGCUACUAUACUGUCGCGCCGCAUCGCUGUGGAGUACAGCGAGUCGGACGACGACUCCGAGCUGGACGAGAACGAGUGGUCAGACUGAGGGAGGGGGCGACGUGAAAGGGGGAGGGGUUUUGGGGGGGAGGAGGGAGGCACACACCUAAAAUCGGCUGCUUUUUACAGUGUAUUUUGACGGGGUGUAGCACUGUACAUCUGAUAGUGUAAACUGCAACAUGAUCCGGAGAAUGAAGAGAGGGAAGAGACACACAUGCAUGCACACACACACUCUCACACAUACACACAUACUCGCACUCAAAACACAAACGCUCACAUAAGUACACAGUCAUACACAUACUAAACCACACACUUACACAUAAGCGCACACUCAUACACAU
Messenger RNA from Megalops cyprinoides (Indo-Pacific tarpon), 2219 nucleotides. Its product is annotated as wiskott-Aldrich syndrome protein family member 3-like. Gene Ontology annotation, biological process: actin cytoskeleton organization; positive regulation of Arp2/3 complex-mediated actin nucleation. Gene Ontology annotation, cellular component: cytoskeleton. Lineage: Eukaryota; Metazoa; Chordata; Actinopteri; Elopiformes; Megalopidae. Bases 317 to 1927 code for a protein of 536 amino acids. The transcript has 10 exons. Gene Ontology annotation, molecular function: actin binding; protein kinase A regulatory subunit binding; Arp2/3 complex binding. The record is from RefSeq and is a predicted model, not a curated record.